UCAUCCUUCGUCUGAAGGUGUACCAGAAGGUCUGAGUGCCGACGGGCAGAGGAGAAGAAUGGCUGGUUGUGGAGCCCCAAGCAGCAGUGUGUCAAGAUUGUAUCCUUCUCUCCUUCAAACCUUUCCUGCAGAAAGACCGGCAAGGUGAACAUCAAUAUUCCCUCCCUUCCUACCAUUGGACACUCUGACCGUCUGCAAUGCAAGAUUGAGUCUUUCCAGAGUAACGGCAUCAUGUCAGACUCUGGUGAGGUCUCCUGUGAUCUGCCCCAGCCUGGGCUUAUACCAAAAACACCUGAGGGCCAAGACUUUGUGGCCGUGGCUAUCAGGAUCUUUGUGAAUGAGACUGUGGAGUUGGCCACGCGGGAAUUCAUGUUCUACAACUGUGCUGCCACAGUGAGGAAAUCUGAAAACACACCGUGCAUGUCAUGUGUAAGCAGUCAGUGGGGAUGUCAGUGGAACACGCAGGACCACACCUGCAGCGAUGCGGACAACAGCGUGGUUGGUUCCCACAUCAUCAAGCACCGUCAGAGCGCAAACUGUCCUCGGUUCGAGAAUCCAGAUCCUGUGCUCAUCCCUGUGGGCUACAAGACUCGAAUCAGCUUUGAAGGCAUAAAUCUGAAACAUUACCAGGGUCAUCAUUUCACCAUUGGCAGUGAGCUGAUGACAAAGGAAGAAGAUGUCUCGUUUGAGGGGGGACCAUUCUACACAUUCAGUGGCUUCAAUUUUUUCUAUGAUAAGUCACCGGAGACCAAUGUUCUGUUCUACGUGAAGGACAAGGAGUCUGGCGAGAAGAUGGACAGCACGGUGAACGUCACACUGUACAACUGUGCCGUUGAGAGGAACGACUGUAGUCUUUGUAAGAACGCCGACCCAAAGUACAAGUGUGUGUGGUGCAGCAAGAAGCUGGCGUGUGUGUAUGAGAAGCUCUGCGAUCCUCUCCCCAGCAACACAGAGUGUCCCGACCCUGAGAUCACCAAUAUCAGCCCUCUUUUCGGCCCCGUGCUGGGAGGCAUCUCCAUCACCAUCAGCGGCUCCAACCUCGGCAUCGAUCAGGGAGACAUUAAAAGCAUCACGGUGGCUGGGAAGCCCUGCAUUCAUGAGCCAGAAAAAUACUCCGUCUCCAAAAG
This is a messenger RNA of Pundamilia nyererei, 1127 nucleotides long. RefSeq names its product plexin-B2-like. The transcript has 9 exons. Gene Ontology annotation, cellular component: plasma membrane; semaphorin receptor complex. Lineage: Eukaryota; Metazoa; Chordata; Actinopteri; Cichliformes; Cichlidae. Gene Ontology annotation, biological process: regulation of cell migration; regulation of cell shape; regulation of GTPase activity. The record is from RefSeq and is a predicted model, not a curated record. Gene Ontology annotation, molecular function: semaphorin receptor activity. The annotation marks the transcript as partial.